This is a messenger RNA of Peromyscus californicus insignis, 7447 nucleotides long. It is a transcript of the gene P2rx7, whose product is annotated as purinergic receptor P2X 7. The record is from RefSeq and is a predicted model, not a curated record. Gene Ontology annotation, molecular function: extracellularly ATP-gated monoatomic cation channel activity; ATP binding; purinergic nucleotide receptor activity. Gene Ontology annotation, cellular component: nuclear inner membrane; plasma membrane. Gene Ontology annotation, biological process: monoatomic cation transmembrane transport; response to ATP. Lineage: Eukaryota; Metazoa; Chordata; Mammalia; Rodentia; Cricetidae. The transcript has 13 exons. The coding region runs from base 2498 to 4285 and encodes 595 amino acids.
AUGGAAGCUGUCAGGGCAGCCAGCUCCUCUGCUCCAUCGUACCACAGUAGAAGUUUCUGUUGCUCACCCAGGGCUCUGGUGUCCACUCCAGCCCAGCUUCCCCUGCUGCUAACAGCACUGGGCCAUGAGUUAACUGCAUCGGGCUGGUGUUACAGUGUCUCAGAGGGGAGGCCCCGGGGAACUGCAGAAACCAGCAGGGCCCAGACUCUGGACAGAACUGAGCUUUAUCUUGAGGGUGCUGGAAAACAUGAAGAGGAGGCCACCUCUUCCGUUCUCUAUCUGCUCUGUUUUCAUAAUGCCUCCUUUUUUCCCUGCGUGGGUGUUAGGCUGCCCUCUGCCUCUUUGACAGGGACACGUGGGCUUUUGGAACUCACCCAAGUAACCGAAGGUAAUCCCCCAUCUCAAAGUCCUCAUUCAUGUGUCUAGACUCUUCCCUGAUAAGGUACCAUUGCUAGAGAUCAGGAUCGGCAAAUCCUUGGCAACAUGCAAUCAGGAAGGAUUACUGGUAGGUUCCAGCUCUUUUAGGGGGGCAGCGGCAGCUGAGGCCCUGGUGCCUGGUUCCCACUGAGAAGGACUGUUGGUUUGGAGUUGUCCAACAACCUUUACAAAUCUCUUUGGUGACCAAAGUCACAGAGACGGUCAGGGGCAGAGCUGAGACUGAACUUUGAACAUCUUAUCCAGACUUCAUGCUCAGAUUGGAGAGUGGAGGAGACAGGGACAGGCCUGGCGGGAGGUCAGGCAGUAUUGGAUCAUGCAGCUGUGAACUGAUGGCGAUCUGAACUGAGGCGGCGGCAGAGGACAGGUGGAGUUGAGCAACAUCAGCCAUCAGCCAUAUCAGAGACAGGGUUUCAAGUCACUCCAUAUGCAGCUGACCUCCUGCCGCUACCACCCAAGUGGCAUGCUUGCCCAGCUCAAACGAUAGGAUUUGCAGUUGAAAUGAUCUGUGAGGAGGGUGGAUUAGGAGUCCCCGGGGCCUCCCCUCUGAGACACUGUAACACCAGCCCCAUGCAGUCAACUCAUGGUCCAGUGCUGUGUUAGCAGCUGGGGAGGCUUGGCUGGAGUGGACCCCAGAAGCCUUGAGUAUACACCAGUCUACCCAGAAGCCUCUGCUGUGGCACAAUGGAGCAGCUUCCAUAACUGAACAAUGUAUGACCCUUACGGAGAGAAUGGGUCAAGAAUGUGUCGCAUUUCUGACUUGGGCAGCUGAUGAGAAGUUGGUGGAAUAUCUUCCUGGAGUAAGUAUGUUCAGGAGAAAAAGCAAUUGGAGUCAAAGGCUAAGUUCUGAGCUUAAGGCUCUGAGUUUGAAUGGUAUAUGAGGCUCAUAGCUGUGCAUUUUGAUUGUGUAGACAUUUGCUUUCAGAGCUUUAAGAUAGAUUAUAUAUCACCAGCCUAUAGAUGGUAAUCGGAGCCAUGGACAUCUUCAACUGACCAGCAAGAAGACGAAAGCAAGAACCUUGGACCAGAGCCCUGCGUGGUGCUAACAUCCAAGGGGCAGGGAGAUGCAGAAGGUCCCAAGGGAUUCAGAGAUGGAGAGGCCAGAGAGAUCCAAGGAGGUCAGGAGAAUGUAGGCUCCUCAAGGCUGAGGGAAGAAGGAGAAGGAAGCGGUCCAUGGCCACCAGGGCCGAUCAUGGCAUCUGUAGCAUGUCUGCCUGACCGGGAAGGGAGUGAGCUGGCCAAGGAGGCAUCGGAGAAGCGGUGGGGGUGGGAGCCAGACUGGAGUGGGUGGAAGAGUGAAUGGAGAUGCGGAAAUGGAUGUGGUGACUCACUCUUUCAAAAGCCUGGGCUGCACAGGAGGAGCCAGGCCCUGCGCGGGGUAGAAGAAUGUGGGGAGGAGGGAGGCUGUAUUUUUAAGAUGAGAAGUCAUACUUAAAUGCAGAUGGGAAAGAGAUGGAGGAAAAGAGGGAAAGGGAUGGCGUAAAUGACAAACCACUGUCACCACGGUCACUGUCACCUUCACUGGCACCAGCUAGCAACCCCAGGGAAAGCUUGCCGGGCCCCCUUCUUUCUGUAAUCACGUUACAGCUCCGUUCUGCGCCCUUCUCCUUCAGGGGGCUUCUCACAACUGCUACAUCUAUCCUCAUCGCCAUACUGAUGCCCAGGGUGCCACCCAGACCCUUCACUGCCUCCGCCACGCCUGUGCGACCAUGCCCUUGUCUGUCAAGACCUUUGUGAAAGGCUGGGUGCACGCUUUUGCUUUGCACGAGACAACGCCGCCUUCUGUAGUUUGACCCAAGGAAUUGAGACAUAAAUGCGCAUGCCCUUUGACCUGGCGGUUCACCUCAGGAAGAGGCCCCGACAAAUGCUCCUGGCAACGUGAAUGAGGGUGUAGAGGCCCCAAAGGCGGGAGCGAGGUCCUGGGGCUAGCUGUGGAGUAAACCAACGUGAAGGCAGGCCUCUCUUUCACUUGCUCAGAACUCAGGGUUUCUUCUAAAAGGCAGGCAGGCUUUGCUGAGAGGCACUUCCUGCCCGGGGAGCUGGGAGAGAGGACCUUCUCAUCAUGCUGUCUGUGGACCAGCUCUGCAGCUACACAUCGGUGAAAGUCCUUCAUAUCCAAAGCGUAUGGGUCGGGACUCUGAAGAAAAUCCUUCUAGCGGUCAUCAGCAUGUACAUUUGCUUUGCUUUGGUGAGUGACAAGCUGUAUCAGCGGAAAGAAUCUGUUAUCAGCUCCGUGCACACCAAGGUCAAAGGGAUCGCAGAGGUGACCGAGAAUGUCAUGGAGGGUGGGGUGCUGAAGUCACUGCACAGUGUCUUUGAUACUGCAGACUACACCUUCCCUUUGCAGGGGAACUCGUUCUUUGUAAUGACGAAUUUUCUCAAAACAGAAGGCCAAGAACAGAAGCUGUGUCCUGAGUAUCCCCGCCGAGGUACACAGUGUCAUUCUGACAAGGACUGUACCAAGGGGUGGAUGGACCCGCAAAGCAAAGGAAUCCAGACUGGCAAGUGUGUACCCUACGAUGAUCAGAACAAGAAGGAGAAGACCUGUGAAGUCUUUGCCUGGUGUCCCACUGAGGAGGGGAAAGAAGCCCCCCGGCCUGCACUCCUGAGGAGCGCUGAAAACUUCACUGUACUCAUCAAGAACAACAUUGACUUCCCCGGGCACAACUAUACGACGAGAAACAUCUUGCCAGAUACGGGCAUCCUUUGCACCUUUCAUAAGACUCAGAACCCUCAGUGUCCCAUUUUCCGACUCGGGGACAUCUUCCAGGAAGCAGGAGAGAACUUUUCAGAGGUGGCAGUUCAGGGAGGAAUCAUGGGCAUUGAGAUCUACUGGGACUGCAACUUGGACAGCUGGUCCCAUCACUGUUAUCCCAAAUACAGCUUCCGCCGCCUGGAUGACAAGUAUACCAAUGAGUCCUUGGUCCCUGGCUACAACUUCAGGUACGCCAAGUACUACAAGGAAAACAACGUGGAAAAGCGGACACUGAUCAAAGCCUAUGGGAUCCGUUUUGACAUCCUGGUUUUCGGCACCGGAGGAAAAUUUGACAUCAUCCAGCUGGUUGUGUACAUUGGAUCCACACUGUCCUACUUUGGCUUGGCCACUGUGUUCAUUGACUUGCUCAUCAACACCUACUCCAGUGCCUUCUGCAGGUCCAGCGUUUACCCCUAUUGUGCGUGCUGCGAACCUUGUGCAGUCAACGAGUACUACUACAGGAAGAAGUGUGAAUCGGUGGUGGAGCCGAAGCGGACAUUAAAAUAUGUGUCCUUUGUGGACGAACCCCACAUUCGCAUGGUGGACCAGCAGCUACUCGGGAAGAGUCUGCAAGUUGUCAAAGGCCAGGAAGUUCCAAGGCCUCAGAUGGAGAUCACGAACCUGUCUAGGCUGUCCCUGUCUCUCCACGACUCACCUCCCGUUCCUGGACAACCCGAGGAAAUGCAGCUGCUUCGGGAAGAGGUGGCCCCCAGGUCCGGGGACAGCCCAGGCUGGUGCCAGUGUGGAAACUGCCUCCCGUCCCGUCUGCCGGAGCAUCGCAGGGCCCUGGAGGAGCUGUGCUGUCGGAGGAAGCGGGGACCCUGCAUCACCACCUCAGAGCUCUUCUGGAAGCUCGUGCUGUCCAGACAAACCCUGCAGCUCCUCCUGCUCUACCAGGAGCCCUUGCUGGUGCUGGAGGAAGAGGUCAGCAACCGCAGGCUGCGGCACUGCGCGUACAGGUGCUAUGCCAUCUGGCGCUUCGGCUCCCAGGACAUGGCUGACUUCGCCAUCCUGCCCAGCUGCUGUCGCUGGCGGAUCCGGAAGGCGUUCCCCAAGACGGAGGGGCAGUACAGUGGCUUCAAGUGUCCCUACUGACAGUAGAGCUGGCACAUUAUGGUGGCUCCUCGUGCAGCUUCUCUCGUAAAGACCUAGAGCCAUGUUUUCAGACAAAGGGAACUUAGCUUUCCUCUCUUGUACGCUCGUGGUGUGUUGAAGACCUGAUUAGACCAACCCACAGGCGCACGAGCCCUCGCCACAUGAAUGAGAACCAGAUGCAGAUCUGAGCCUGGAGUCCGAGCCUGGCUGCUGUGCCACCCUCAACCCUGAAUGUGUACACAGGGUCCUCAUUUCCCAGCCUACUUUCUCUGAUUAGCUUGAGAACAGAUUGAGAUGGCGUAGGCGAUCUCUUAUAAAUGUUUACAUAGCUCCAUGGAUGCAAAGGUCCAACCCUAAAAACUAAACCUUUGGCAUUUGAGAAUGCCCUGAGAGAUUAAAGAUGGCCACGGAUUCUUUGACACCCACCCCCACGACCCUCAAGACCCAAAAACAUUGUUUUCCCCUCCCCAUUGUGGGCAGCUCUGAUGGCUUCAUCCAGUAGUGGAUGUGACAUUGCAUCUAUUUCGGGACCUUCUUUUAAGAGGCUAACAGCGUCCACUUCCUGGCCUUGGAACUCUGGCUGAGGGGAAGCCAGCCCAAGUUCAGAGUCUGACUCUAGGAGGCUUCUCUGUUGUGAGGAAGCCGGAGCAGCCCCAUGGAGAAGUACCCAAUCUGCUGCCAGCUCAUUGCCUUGAAGCGCAGUCACCACACAGGGAGAGAGGCUGCCUUGGGUGAUUCUAGCCCCUACUAACAUGUGACUGGAACUGCAGGAGUCAGGCCAAGCUUGAACUGCCCAGUCCACCCAGAGGUCUGCCCUCCUGUCUUAAGUCAUUACAUUUGGGGGAAGGGGACUGGCACACAGCAAUAGGUAACUGGGACAAGAGGUGGACAUGGAGGCCUGGGGUCACCGCAAAAUGUAACACUCUGUUGGGUAGUUAUAAGAGGACUCGUUAACCCAGCCUAGAAGCCAUGACAUCUAACGUAUACAAGAUAGAGUCUGAUCCUCAUUGCUAGCCUAUGGUUCUAAGUGACUAUUGUCAGAAACUGGUAAAAGCCACCUCUGUGCCUUUAACAGCCUGGACUUUACAGCCAACGAGUGUGGAGGCAAUCUGAGCGCUACUUUAAAAGGCAGCCCAACCUGCCAGGUGCAGAGCAAUCCCAGUGCCCAGAAGGCCGAGGCAGGAAGGUGGAGUGUUUUGCCUGCAUGUAUGUCUGUGCACCACACAUGCCUGGUGCCUGUGGGGGUCAGAAGAGGGUGUCGGAGCCCCUGGAACUGGAGUUGCAGAUGGUCGUGAGCCACCAUGUGGGUGCUGGGAACCGAACCUGAGUCCUCUGAAAUAGUAACAAGUGCUCUUAACCACUGAGCCACCUCUCCAGCUUCAAAACCACGUCUUUAAGAAAAUAAAAUUAUCAUAAUCAUAAAAAUUAAAAAGGGGGGGGAAGAGGGGCUAGAGAGAUGGUUCAGAGGGUAAUGGCAUUUUCUACACAAGCAAGAGGACCUGAGUUUGGAUCACAGCAUCCACAUAAAGAGCUGGUUCAGAGGGUGAAAGGGCCUGCUGUGCAUUCUCAUGACCUGAGUUCAACCCCUGAAAUCUGUGGGGGAAGUGGAGAACCAACUCCUAAAAGUUGUUCUCUGACCUCCACAUGUCACACACACACACACACACACACACACACACACACACACACACACACACACACCAUACAUGCACACUGAUAAUAAAUAAAAUAAUUUAAUUUUUAAAGAAAAAGCCAGCCGGGCGGUGGUGGCACACGCCUUUAAUCCCAGCACUCGGGAGGCAGAGCCAGGCGGAUCUCUGUGAGUUCGAGGCCAGCCUGGGCUACCAAGCGAGUCCCAGGAAAGGCGCAAAGCUACACAGAGAAACCCUGUCUCGAAAAACAAAAAAAACAAAAACAACAACAACAACAAAAAAGCCAGUACCCUUCACCGUCUUCUGCAACUGCUAAGCACAUAAGAGUGGCCAGUCACAGGUGUGGGGGUCCUGCCUUAAGAUUUCUUUUUUACGGUUUUUUCAUUAGACAUGGCUGCUUGUUUCUAAAAGACUCUUCCGUGGAAUAGAGACUGUGAGUAUUAUGAGAUACUGUGACUGAUGAUCUACUCUGAGACUUGCCAUUUUGAGACUUUUAAGAGCCAGAAGCGAUAACUAUAGAUUGAAAGGGUGGGGCCGAGAUGGCUUAAUGAAAAAGGUGCUUGCUGACAAGCUGGAUGGCCUGGCCUGACCCACGUGAUGGGAAGAGAGAACCGACUCCCCAAGGCAUCCUCUGACUUCCACACGCAAACACUGGCCACCCCCAGUACAUGAUGUAAUUUUUAAAAACAGAGACUUCUCAGCACGGAUAAAACCUAUUAUUUUAAGCCCAGAGUUUUAUCUAGUUUUAAACUCAGGAAUCACACUAGUUGCACCAACUUUGAUUUUUAUUUUUUCCUAUCUUUUUGGAGACUUUUUUUUCAAGACAGGGUUUCUCUGUGUAGUUUUGGAGCCUGUCCUGGAUCUCACUCUGUAGACCAGGCUGGCCUCAAACUCACAGAGAUCAGCCUGCCUCUGCCUCCCGAGUACUGGGAUUAAAGGCGUGCACCACCACUGCCCGUCUGGAGAUUUUUUUUUUUUUAAAGUGGGCUGUAUUUGACCUCAGAGUUGAACUUUUUAGCCUAAGGAUUCUAUGUAAGAGCUACAGGCUUCCCGUCCUGUGGCCUCAGAAUCUUCAUACCUUCAUCUCGAUGCCUCCUUCCUAGUGUGCUUACAUUACCUUGUUGAGACCUCAGAUAGUGAAUGAUCACUGGAUCCUUCUAGUGUUUUCUUUUGCCUUGGUCGCUGGUACUGUAGUGAGGGUGACAUGCUAUUCUGCAGCUGCAGUGGUACGUGCAUCCUUCUUGUGUGGGUAUUGCCACGGUCCGGGCCAUGAGCAGCCCAGUGUGCAGGAUCCAGUUCCUUGCUGUUAGCCGCAUUCUGAUCUGUCCAUUACCCAGUAUUCAUGGCUUCCUCAGUCAGAAGGGAGUGAGACGCUUCCUAACUUCAUGCAGCACUCAGGGUGGAUUCACUUCUCCCUUUAAUGGGAACCAUCUUCUAAACAUUUCCUAAUUUCAGGUUGGCAAUGUAAGUUUUCUUAACUAUUUUAAUAAUAAAAAUGGAUUUAAAUUCA